This is a messenger RNA of Topomyia yanbarensis, 1596 nucleotides long. RefSeq lists its product as uncharacterized. The record is from RefSeq and is a predicted model, not a curated record. The transcript has a single exon. Bases 1 to 1596 code for a protein of 531 amino acids. Gene Ontology annotation, molecular function: nucleic acid binding. NCBI's taxonomy places the organism in Eukaryota, Metazoa, Arthropoda, Insecta, Diptera, Culicidae. Gene Ontology annotation, biological process: DNA integration.
AUGGGCCACGUGCAUAGAUUUCUGGGGAACCUGAAACGGAAGCGACUCAGCGAGAAUGCGGUAAAUGGAAGAUUCAGUUCGGAGGAGCUCAAAUCGGCAGAACGCUCAUUGAUACGGAUGGUGCAAUGGCAGGCAUUUCCCGAUGAAAUGGCGAUAACAGCGCGAAAUCAACAGAAAUCAGCUGAGCAGUGGGAACCUCUGGACAAGAGCAGCAGAAUUUACCAGUUGUCUCCGAUCGUGGAUGAUUAUGGGGUGCUCCGGAUCGGCGGACGCAUUGGGAAAGCCCCUAAUAUCGACCUAGAUGCGAAGUUUCCGGUCAUACUCCCACAAAAUCAUAGGUUUACCACACUAUUGGUGGACGACUACCACCGUAAGUUUCGUCAUGGUAACCACGAAACCGUGACAAAUGAAAUACGCCAAAAGUAUUAUGUACCGAGAUUGAGAGUAGCAGUGAAGCAGCAAGCAACAGCUUGUCAAUGGUGCAAAAUAAAUAAGGUCAAGCCGCAAACUCCGCAGAUGGCUCCAUUACCGGCAGCACGCAUGGCCGCAUUCACUAAACCGUUCACUUAUGUGGGCCUCGAUUUCUUCGGACCGCUACUCGUGAAGAUCGGGAGAAGCAACGCAAAGCGUUGGAUCGCUGUGUUUACAUGCCUGACCAUUAGAGCCGUUCAUGUAGAAGUAGCGCAUAGCCUCAGCACCGACUCGUGCGUGAAGUGCGUACGGCGUUUCGUUUGUCGACGGGGUUCGCCGGCAGAGAUACACAGCGACAACGGCACCAACUUCCAGGGUGCUAGCCGACUGUUGAGGGAACAAAUGCAAGAAAUACAAGGAGAGCUUGCAGCAACCUUCACCAAUACGAGCACAAAAUGGUUAUUCAUACCACCCGCGACCCCUCACAUGGGUGGAUCGUGGGAAAGAAUGGUGCGCUCUAUCAAAACCGCGAUGGAGACGGCCUACAACAACUGUCGUAAGCUGGACGACGAAGCUUUGGAGACGUUAGUCGUAGAAGCGGAGGCGAUCGUAAACACUCGUCCCUUGACGUAUUUGCCAUUGACUUCCGAAGAAAGUGAAGCCAUUACUCCGAACCACUUUCUGUUGGGGAGCUCAAGCGGUGUUCGUCAGCCAACGGUUGAACCAACGGAUUCAUCGGCAGCCUUGCGGACCUCCUGGAAUCAGAUUCAGUUUCAACUAGACGUCUUCUGGAAAAGGUGGACUCGGGAAUAUCUUCCGACCCUCACGAAGCGCACGAAGUGGUUCGGGGAUGUAAAGCCUGUCGCCGAAGGAGACUUGGUGUACAUCGUGGACGGAGACAGAAGAAACGGCUGGGAACGAGGUCGCGUGCAGUUAGUCAUCAAAGGAGCGGAUGGGAAGAUUCGUCAAGCGAUUGUACAAACUGCGAGGGGGGUUGUGCGUAGACCAGUCUCGAGGUUGGCUGUCUUGGAGGUGGAUCGUAAAACUGAACCUGGUGGCCAGUGUUACGGGGGGGAGGAUGUUGGAACUGGCAGCACGGGCAAUGUUGGAACUGGCAGCACGUACAUUGUUGGAACUGGCAGCACGGACAUGGUCGGAACUGGGAGCACGGACAUACACGAGUAG